AUGGCAUCUUCUUCGUCGUCGUCUUCGUUCAAGAAAAUCAAACCUCCGCCAACUAAUGGAAAUUUAAUCACCAUUCUUAGCAUCGAUGGAGGUGGCAUCCGUGGAAUUAUUCCCGCCAAGAUUCUUGAAUUUCUUGAAUCCGAACUCCAGAUAUUGGAUGGCGAAAAUGCUCGAAUUGCAGAUUACUUUGAUGUUAUUGCGGGAGCAAGUACGGGUGGGUUUGUGACAGGCAUGCUGACGGCUCCGGAUGCUAAUAAUCGUCCGUUGUAUGCUGCUAAAGAUGUUACUCCGUUUUACGUGACGAACGGGCCCAAAAUAUUCCCACAGUCGAUGGGUUGUGUAGGAUCAAUCGGAAGCCUACUUACUCGAUUAGGAGGGCCAAAGUACAAUGGAAAGUACUUGCACAAGUUGAUAAGGGAUAAUUUAGGGCAAACUAGGUUGACUCAUACCUUAACAAAUGUUGUGAUUCCCACCUUUGAUAUCAAGAAUAUGCAGCCAACUAUCUUCUCUUCUUAUGAGGUAAAGAAUUUGGGAUAUAUGGACGCACUGUUAUCAGAUAUAUGCAUCGGCACGUCGGCGGCACCGACAUAUUUACCGGCAUAUCAUUUCACAAACGCUGAUGCCUCCGGCAAAUCUUGGGACUUCAAUCUUAUUGAUGGCGGUGUAGCUGCUAAUAACCCGACACUGGUUGCAGUAAGAGAAGUGACGAAAGAAAUAUGGAGAAAGAAUCCAGAUUUCGUGAACAUUCAGCCAUUCGACUGCAGCAGAUUACUUGUAAUAUCACUGGGCACAGGCUCUGCUAAACAAGAAGAGAAAUACACAGCAGAAAUGGCGGCAAAAUGGGGAAUUCUCGACUGGUUAAUUCAUGCAAAUUCAACUCCUAUUAUCGACGUCUUCAGUCAGUCUAAUCAGGAUAUGGUGGAUUACUUCUUAUCCGUCGUUUUCCAGGCCCUUCAAUCCCAGGAUAAUUAUAUCCGUAUCCAAGUACUAACUAAUUAA
Messenger RNA from Erythranthe guttata (spotted monkey flower), 999 nucleotides. NCBI's taxonomy places the organism in Eukaryota, Viridiplantae, Streptophyta, Magnoliopsida, Lamiales, Phrymaceae. The record is from RefSeq and is a predicted model, not a curated record.